UAUUGACUUUGUUGAUGGCCUUGAUAAGACCAAAAGAAUUGUAGAAAAUGGGUGAGCAUAAAAGGGUUAGAUCUCAGUCGGUUAAUAGCAUCCUCCACGAGCUCAGUCUUCUCACGAGAACUACAAUGAAAGCUACGAUUGCUUGCCUUUUGGUGUUGGCUGUUGCCGCACAAGCUCAAUACUUUGGCACCUACGGAUACGGACUUGGUGGAUAUGCUGGACUUCCUGGAUAUUACGGAGGAUACUACCCCUACACCGGAGUUCGCACUGCUGCCGUCCCUGCUUCCUACCCCGUUGCUUAUGGCUACCCCGCUAUAUCCGCCACUCAGUAUCACGCCCAGGAUGAGUUGGGUCAGGCCCGUUUUGGUUACGCUCACCCCGGACAGGCCGCCACCAACUAUCGUGAUGCUUUCGGCAACCAAAUCGGCAGCUACGCUUACUUCAAUCCCGAGGGCAAGGAAGUCCGUGUUUCUUACACCGCUGACUCUCGUGGCUUCCGUGUCUUGUCCAACGACCUUCCCGUCGCCCCAGUUGCCAAUUUGGUAGCUCCCGUUCAGGUCCAGGACACUCCCGAGGUAGCCAAAGCCAAGGCUGAACACGCUGUGGCCGUUGCAGCUGCUAAGGCUGCUGCUCCCGCCGCCCCAGCUACGGACGCCCGCGUGAAACGGCAAAGCGGAGCAGCUCACCCAUUCCCUGCCCAUGUUGGUGUUGGUCAGAUUGGUGGAGCUCAUCCCGGCCCUGCCCAUGUCGGUGCUGGACAGAUCGGCGGAGCUCAUCCCGGCGCUGCCCAUGUUGGAGCCAAUCAACGUGGUGGAGCCCAUCCCUGCCCUGCUUUCGUCGCUUGUUAAGAAAUGAAUAUAUCCGGGUCGUUUCGUUCAAAUUUUGAUUAUUUUUUUAUUCCUUGUUUUUCAAUUGAUGAUUAAACUGUUCGUCGAACUACA
Messenger RNA from Daphnia carinata, 941 nucleotides. Its product is annotated as adult-specific rigid cuticular protein 15.5-like. The record is from RefSeq and is a predicted model, not a curated record. Gene Ontology annotation, molecular function: structural constituent of chitin-based larval cuticle. NCBI's taxonomy places the organism in Eukaryota, Metazoa, Arthropoda, Branchiopoda, Diplostraca, Daphniidae. Gene Ontology annotation, cellular component: chitin-based extracellular matrix. Bases 48 to 848 code for a protein of 266 amino acids. The transcript is spliced from 2 exons.